AUGAAAACAGACUUUGGGCUGCUGGUAGGAGCACCAAGGGCAGAAUCUGGCCAACCGGGAACUAAACAGGCUGGUGCAGUGUUUGCUUGCCAGGUUUCGGCGACUUAUACUAACUCGGGACCACAGUGGUGUAGGCAGCAGUUGGUGGAAUACAGCAGAUAUGAAGAGUUUAAUAAAAAUUUAACUUAUGAUAGAUCGCACUAUCCUCACUUUGUCCAUCCAGAAGGAAAGGAUGGUCAAUUGCUUGGAACAGUGGUUGUUUCAUCAGCAAUAAGUAAAGGAGUUGCUGGUCGAGCAGUUGCAUGUGCACCGUUGAAAAGGUAUUAUAGUGCUGCCUACACAGAAGGCGAAUGCUUUGUCUUGAAUGAAAAUUUGACACUUAUUGAUAGUCUUUUGCCUUGUCAAAGUCUGUCACAUACGGAUCGGCACAAUGAUUAUGGUUCUUGUAUGGAAGGCUUUUCAGCUUAUGUGGGAAGUUACUCUUUGAAGGAUAAUCCUACUGUUGAUAUGGUAGUUACUGGCUUACCUGGAGCCAGGAAGUGGACAGGUGGGGUUGCUGCAAAAACCUAUCCGAAAGAUCUUUAUGCGAGCUCGAAAGAAAGUCGUUCUAUGGCAGUUGGUGAGGGAGGAAUAUUGUCUAAACUACAAGCUCAUGACUAUCUGGGUUAUUCGGUUACAAGAGGGAGAUAUGGUUUUUGGCAUGAAGACGGAGGGAGUUCAACAAUCGCGUCUGGAGCCACAAGACUUUAUGAGCGUGGUGCCGUGAUCUUUCUUCCUUUACUGUUUGAGCGACAAGGAACGAGUGAACUGAGGCUCACCGAGGACUCGUUUAUCAUUAACGGAACACGUCUCGGUUCUGGUUUUGGCUAUGCAAUUGCCACUGUUGACUUAAAUAAUGACGGUUUCGAUGACCUUAUUGUGGGAGCACCUUUUGAAUAUUCGGGAAAAAUAACAGAAGGUGGUGCAGUCUAUGUAUACUUCUCAUCCGGAGUGAAACGUGGCAAAUUUGAGAGCGCUAAGGUUUUCUUAAAACCCAUUCGUAUUCUUGGUAAAGGGAGCUACUCACAGUUUGGUGCUUCAAUAGCGCCUUUGGGGAACAUCGAUGGUGACCCACACCAUUUGAAUGACUUUGCUGUUGGUGCUCCCUUUGCUGAUGGUGGUGGGAGCGUGUUUAUUUACAGCGGAGCUAGAACUCCAGAAGAAUUCAAUCGUGAUGCUGAGCAGGAAAUUAGUGCUAGGAAUCUGGCAAAUCUCUUUCCUGGUCGGGGCGACCUGGAAACUUUUGGUUUCUCGUUGUCUGGUUUAACAGAUUUGGAUGGGAAUGGUUAUAACGAUCUGUUGGUUGGUGCAUAUGCGUCCGAUGCCGUAGUUCUUCUUCGAGCUAGACCUGUAAUAAACAUUGAGGCAUGGCACGUUGAGAAGGAUAUGAAAAUAGAUAUUAAAAAACCUAAUUGCCCUGAGAAAGCAGCCACUUGUUUCAAUAUAACUACUGCCAUAUACGUUGAUCCAAAUUUCACAAAUACAAAACUAUUGGAUUUUGCCACUGAUGUAUUCAACUGCACGUUACAGGUGAUGGCUUUAGAAAAGGGUGUUAACACUAGAGCUAAAAUUUUGUUUUCACGAUCAGAUGAGUAUUCUUGGAGCUGUGGACGUAAAACAGACCUGAGAGAACAAAGGCGUUCGAUUCCUGUCUACGUACCAAGGGCUAACACUGAUUUCAUCAAUGCUUUAAAAUUCCGCUUCUCAGUGAAAAUUCGUGAUCCCUCUACUCCGAAGUUUCCAAAAAAUGGUGGCAAAAUAGUAGACUUGAAUAAGUAUCCUGUUUUAAACAAAUUCGGUUCUGAGCAUGUGUUUACCAUUCCGUUUAACAAAGAAUGUGGAAGUGACGACGUAUGUUUGUGCGAUUUGGUUCUAAAACCAGCCCUUACUGGAAUUGCGCAAGAAAGAGACGGCACGUAUGUCACACAAGUGAAUGAAACAGCUGCAAUAAACAUAACCUUCUCGGUCACAAAUGUUGGUGAAAAAGCAUACGAGACGACCCUUUAUGUCGAUUAUAACAGUGCUGAGUUAGAAAUUCCAAUUGUGAAGAACAGGAGAGGUGGUAUAGUUAGCAUCAAAGCUACUGCCGCAAAUCUUACUGUAAUUUCGCUGGGAAAUCCUGUGGAACCUGAAAGCACUCUGGUUUUUGAGUUAAUAUUCAAACUGGCCAUUGGUCGUACCGGUGGAGUGGGAAAACCGUUGCAGUUUCAUGCGUUGGUCAAUAGCACAAGCGAGGAGACAAACCUGAAGGACAAUGAAUGGAGCGCUGUUGUUCGCGUUAUCAAGAAAGCCGAACUUGAACUUACCGCAGUGUCAAAUCCCGCACUAGUUCGAUUCGGCGGGCCUCCAAAAGGCGCAUCUGCAAUGAAAUAUGACGAGGAUAUCGGUCCUGAAGUUUACCACUAUUACCAUGUUGCAAAUCAUGGUCCAUGGGCUGUGAAUAAUAUAACGGUUGAGAUAAAUUGGCCGUACCAGUUGGCAAGCAGAUACACUCAAGGCAAAUAUGCUCUUUAUUUGGUCGAAUUACCGCUUAUAACAACGAGUAAUGUCGAAGAUGAAGACAGUUAUAAACGCUGCUCUGUAACGCUUCCACUGGCCUAUAUCAAUCCGCUUCAAGUAGUUAUUAGCAGGUCAUACACAGUGGAAGACGAAAUUAGGAGCCAAAGCAGAACCAGGAGAGAUGCUCCAGUAGGAGCAUCUAUUAAUGAGCCUUCUUCUGCUGCCGUUCGCGAAGAGAACGUCAAAAUUGAUGAAGAGAAAGGCGAGAAAUUUGCGGAUAUUAAUUGUGCAGACAAGACUGCUAAGUGUUUUACCAUAAAGUGCAAUGUUGACUUUCUGAGUGAGCACGCGACUGCAACAAUUGAGCUUCGGGCUCGACUGUGGAAUGCCACGUUUGUUGAGGAUUAUUCUGACAUGACCUAUGUGAUCAUCAGUUCGCAUGGGCGCAUCAUCCUAGAUCCUCAGCAAGGGAUUGAGCAGACUGACAAGAAUGACGACUCUGCUUUUGCUAGGACAGAUGCAUAUCCUGACCAGCCCAAAAUCAGUGAACCAAUCCCCCUAUACAUCAUCGCCAUCGCGGUUGUUGUGGGGAUCUUAAUUCUACUUCUUAUUGUGAUUAUUUUGUGGAGAUGCGGGUUCUUCAAACGAAGGCGCGCCAAUCAACCAAUUCUGCAGCAGGCAGAGCUCCAAAAAGGCAUUGAGUGGUCCGAAAGUUAG
This is a messenger RNA of Enterobius vermicularis (human pinworm), 3255 nucleotides long. The record is from the annotation of a GenBank genome assembly. NCBI's taxonomy places the organism in Eukaryota, Metazoa, Nematoda, Chromadorea, Rhabditida, Oxyuridae.